Messenger RNA from Mycena indigotica, 561 nucleotides. RefSeq lists its product as uncharacterized. NCBI's taxonomy places the organism in Eukaryota, Fungi, Basidiomycota, Agaricomycetes, Agaricales, Mycenaceae. The record is from RefSeq and is a predicted model, not a curated record. The transcript has 3 exons. The coding region runs from base 1 to 561 and encodes 186 amino acids.
AUGCGGGAGCCGCCUGCGGAAUGGGAGUGGCGGUUGGGGACGCAGCCUUUGACUGAGAUCUGGGAUAUGGGCUAUAGAGAGUUGCGGGAUGUGCAGAUGCCAUUCAGAGCUGGUGAUGUGAAGGACUUUGUGAAGGAGCUCAAACGAACGGACCAUAAGAUUGAAAUGCGACAAAAGCGACUAGAUAUGAUGGCGAAAAAGCUUGCUGCAAAACCUGAUUCAGAGGAAGCAGCAAAGCCAGCGGAAGAUGUUGCGAUGCCACCGGUUGAGCCACCGCCAAAGCCAACCGAUGAGAUUCUUAUUGAGCUGGAAGAGAGUAAACACAGGACGGCAUGGGUUGCGCUGCGAGCAGCCCGUGAAGUGCAUUUGCAACAUUUUGGGAAGAUAGGAACGGGGGACAUUGAGUUGUUGUUGAAGGAGAUCGAGAAUGAGAGCGAGAACGGGAAGCAGGUGCCAGCCUCGUCUACCUCCACAGAUGCGGGCGAUGUCGGAUCUGGUAGUCCGAUGACCAACCCCCGGACCGUAGGGGAAGAUGGUGAUAUAAAAAUGAGAGAUCGAUAG